AUGUUACAGCAGGUUAAAGGUCCUUUUGGCACGAUUUACCGAGGGCCUGUGCUGUUUAAUGACGUAAAACCUGCAUCCCACGGGAAUGUGUUCAGGCUUUGGAUUUUGAAUUUAAUGAAACGUUCUGUGGUCUCUGGAGUGUGCUGCUAGAGGAGGUGAUGAAAUCCAGUAAUACCGUCACGACGCUUAAACAGGCACUUGAAUAGACAAGGCAUGGAGGGAAACGCAGGCAGCUUGGGAUCAGUAUAGGUAGCAGGAGACUGGUGAGCCGAGGGUCCUGUUUCUGCGCUGUACAACUCUGAGGUGUGGCUAGGUGUUCUGCAUGAUCUGUGUGUCCCUGCUGUCCAGUCGCCUGACGUUAGCACUCGGGUUAGGCACGGAUUCAGGGAUGUGAGCAACCUUCAGGAGGGUGAACCCAUGGAAAGCAAUGCAGAUACUAGGUCCCUGGCCAAGUAUGAAGAACCUAUGCUGAUCAACCAGCUGGAGUCUUCACCGAGAUCUUUAACCUCUCACUUCAGUAUCCACCUACUUCAAGCAGGUUUCAAUGCAGUCCAGUGCCUAUGAAGCACUUGGUAGCCUACCUCAAUGAUUAUCAUCCAAUAGCACUUGCAUCCACAGUGAGAUGUUUUGACAGUUCGGUGAUGAAACCGAUCAGCUCCUGCCUGAGAAGUGACUUGGAUCUGCUCCAAUUUGCCUACCAUCACAACAGGUCCACAGCAGAUGCCAUCUCAUCAGCUCUUCACUCCACCGUGGAACAUCUGGACAGCAAAGGAUCUGGAACCUGGCUUACUGGCAUCUCGCCUGUGGCUGUUAGUCAAAGCCUUCUUUUCAACUGAACCAAGUGGUCACCUUAUGACAGGCCUCUGAGCUCUGCCCGCCGUCUGAGGGAUCUCCUUGUGCUGCUCGCCCACCAGCCUCCUGCCAGUCCCCCGAAGAUUGGUUGCCUGCCUGUGAGCCGCCCCACGAUCAGACUGCCAUGUUCCACCGAUUCACCAGCUUCUUCUAUGCGGACUCUAAAGAUGUCUGCACACUGGCUCCUGAUCCCAAAUUGACCGAGAAGGAGGACGAUGGCUGGCUAAUUGUUGACUUUCCAGUUGUGAAUCCAGAUGCUUGCAUUACCCCCUCAAGCGAAGAAGUGAAGGCAAACUCUACCGUGCCUGACGACACCCCUCCUCCACUGGCCCCUUCUUCUCUUGAGUCUCUUUCUCGCGGCAGUGACUCCAGUCCUGCCCGGUCUUCGGCCGGCACGUUGGAAGAGAGUUGGUUUGUCACCCCUCCCCCCUGUUUUACUGCAGAAGGCCAGGAUGAUAUCCAGGUGGAGAGUAGCCCCUUGGAAAAUCUGCUCAUUGAGCACCCGAGCAUGUCUGUUUAUGCCGACAGCAACAUCAACACCAGUACCCUGGAGGAGGUCAGCGAGAUCAACAUUGGAACAACAGCUCAGACUAGGGUGGAACGCUGGGCACCCCCGGCUCCUGCGGCAGUGCUAGGGCGAACGGGCAUCUUGGAAAAGGCAAAUCAGGUCCUCUUCAUCCAACGGGCGAAACAGCGGUUUGAGAAACGCCAGCUGAGUCGCAACCGGAUCCAGAGGCAGAACCUAGCGAGGGAGAGCCGCCAUCGCCGGACCAAACUCCACGGCAACUUUGUGUACCAGCCACCCCGGCGCCAAUACAACUACUAAACCACUUCAGGAAUCCGGGCAGUUUGGGUCAGUCAGAUGGCAUUAACAAUAAACCUUGGGCAAACUGUGCACCUCACCGCCGCACGGUUUUCAUUUUAGCUGGCCUUUUUUGUUCUGAGGUAGCUCGUUCAAAAUAAAAAAAAAAGUUGGUCCAUACUCCAACAAGGACACAUCAUAUGGGACCUUCUCUUGUCUUUCUGCUUAGUUCACCUUUUGUUUUUAAGAACAUUCAAAUGAGCUUGCCCAUUUGUUUUCCUUCCUAAUUAAGCUAGUAGAACCCAGUGCUUGGCUUUGCUUCAUUCAAACUGAAAUGCUGAUGUGCCAACGGGAGAAUUAGUGAACCUUCUACCACCCUUGCCUAUUCCAGCCUGCAGUCAGACAGCUAUAUUGGGUUAACUUAGCCCGACCAGGGUUGGAGCUCAAGUUAGUUGACUAUUUUCUGCUUGAAUCCAUUUCACUGAGGGGAAGAUGCUUCCAAGGGGCCUGUUCCUGUGCUGUACUGUUUUAUGCUCUGUAGACAGGCACAUGAAUGUGAGGGAAAUGGAGGGACGUGGACAUUGUAUAGGCAGAAGGGAUUAGUUCAGUUGGCCAUUUGAUUACUGAUUUUAAUUGGUUCAGCACAAAAGGCCUGUUCCUCUGCUGUACUGUUCUGUGUUUAAAUUGAUAUCACUGUAAAGAAUUGUCAAUAAGUUUACAGAUUACUCUGGACUUUUCCUCACCAGAUCAAGUUCCCUUUGCGUAAUAGAUCUGACCAAGAUCCAAUCCUGAUGAAGGGUCUCGGCCCAAAAUGUCAGCUGUUUAUUCCUCUCCAUAGAUGCUGCCUGAACUGCUGAGUUCCACCAGCAUUUUGUGUGUGUUGUAGUGAGAUCACCCAUUAUUUAAACUAGCUGCAUUUAAUGGGAUGUAGCCUCAGGAAAGUACAGCCCAGAAAUAGUGUAUCAGAAUGAAUACUACCAAACAAAAGUAACAUGCAAUGCAGAUUGUGUACAUGAAUGCUGGAACUCUGAAAUGAACCAAAAAAAAAUAUGCUACUGAGAUCUAACAAAGGGUUCCAUUAUGUACUGUGACCUUUGCAUUCAAGGUGCUGAGAAAACCACUGUGCAUUUGGAAUAAUUCUGUUCAUUUUGUGGAUGAUAGCUUCCAUUGUCAAAUCUUCUUGGGCCCCUUUGGUUUUGCAGUCUAUUCGUGCUAGUUUUGGAUGCCUCCAUCCCAAUCUCCAGCUUGUCAGCGAUGCUAAGAAUGUUUAGCUUUUUAAUUGCUUCCCCUUAAAGAUGAACUUUCUCCAGUUUUGAAUGAACAAUGCUUGUGGGGUGCCGGUGGUAUGCUUCUGACUCCAAUGAUAAAUGUGGUGUGUUUGAGAUGCUUUGAUUAAAUACUCAGUGCACUGAACCUCUCUCUACUGGUGUAACUGGGGCUUUCAAGAGCAAUUCGUAUCUACCUACUAACUUGUACUGAAUGCCUUGUUAUAAAAGAAAGUCCUUAUACUACAGUCUGACUAUGGAUCUAUCCAAGUGUGGUGCUGAACUGAUAGAAUAAUACAAUUUUAUUUUGUAACAGAAAACAUGUGAGUUUGUGGACAGUAUUAUUUCUUGAUUACAACAACUAAAGGUUUUGAAGUUUCUGCUGUGCUGCUGUUGAGAUCAGUGCUCUGAAAUAGAAUUACUUGUCAGUGACUGGGAUGAGAGUGUUUUACAGAUGUAUGUUUCUGAAUAAUUUAUUUAAGGAUAAAUGUGUUUUGUGAGCUACAGUUUUUCAUGCUAAACUACACAGCACAGGCUCUCUCAGGGACAAUACUCCACAAUGCAGUGUGUUUGUUAAUUUAAAUUAAUAUCCAUAUAAAUAAGAAACAUGAGGCUAAUGUACAUAAUCUUUUGUUUUUGGGCUCCUAUUCAUCAUGGAUUUCGGGUGGUUAAUGUGGAGUAAUAGUAACUUUUCUCUCAGGAUGAAGAUCGCUACUGUUUGGAUAAAGCAGCGGCUUCAUUAACUAAUAAUUUUCUGUCAGUGCUAAGUUAUUGUAUCCAGUCUAUCACAAUGAGGUGAUGAACUUGGUUGGAAACCUCGACAGAUGAAUCUCCACCUUUCAAGAUCAUUGUUUUGCAUUGUUAAGCUUUAGUUCACUUGGUCUGUGACAAACUUCUAAACCGCAAUUGCUUGGUCUAUUUGAGAGGAACAUAUCUUUAAUUACAAGUCCUUGAAUGUGAUCAAGAUUGAAAUUGUCUGAUUUAGGGACACCACAGUAGUAUUACAGCUCAGGGCGUUGGGAGUUCAAUGCCGGCGCCACCUGUGAGGAGUUUGUACGUUCUCCCCAUGAUGUGCGUUUCCUCCCACAGUCCAAAGACAUGCUGGUUAGCAGGGUAAUUGAUCAUUGUAAAUUAUCCUGUGAUUAGGAUAAUGUUUAGAAAGUUGGAUUGCUGGCUAUAAGGGCCGGAAGGGCCUACGCCGUGCUGUUUUGUACUUAAGAAGCAGUUAAUUUCUGUCUAGUGUAAGGGUUGAUGUUCAACACUCAGUCCUCUGUGCAUUGCUUGAAGUUUAUAUAUAUCUAUAUUACCUGAACUUAAAGCAAUACUUUUAUAGGGGUAGGUGGAGCUAAUACUUUAAAAAAUGGCAUUUCUGCUCUUUUCCCCUUUCACCAAGCUGUGGCUUUGAAAUGUAAAAUCCUCAAUGCAAAAGAAGCAACUUUGGAUUUCAGUAGUGAAAUUUCAAAAGGAGAAUGUUACAAGGUUGAAACAGGCUAAUUAAUCCAUUAGAUCAGGGGUUUCUCAACCUGGGGUUGUGUAAUAGUAAUGCUCUAUGGCAGGGGUGUCAAAAUCAUUUUAGGUCGCGGGCCGGAUCAGUCGGGCGCGUGCGAACGCAGCUUUCAUUGCCUCCGUUUUUUCAGCCUGUUCUCAUGUGUCUCAGUCUCUGCUAUAACUACAAAGUGUUUCACUUCAAGACUGCUGAGCAAGCAUUAUUUUUAUGAUUGGAAUUAACUUACAAUCAUAGGCUUCAUAUCGCCGGGCCAUUAAUAAUUAAAAUAAUAGAUCUAUCUAAAAUGAUCUCACGGGCGGGUUACAAUUGUACGCCGGGCUGGAUAAGGCCCGCGGGCCUUGAGUUUGACACCUAUGCUCUAUGGCAUAUAAAAGGUUGGGGACCCCUGCAUUAGAUCUUUGCUCAUAUGUGCCUCUGGAUGAGCUCUCAAUAGUAAUCCCUCUUUAGUUUUAUUUCCAGUAUCACCUUAAUUUUCUAAAUUUUUCUGGAUAUUUUUCAUUUUGUUUUCUGAUGUAUAAUAUUUAAACAUUAGAUACUGCAUCAUGCACAUCUAAUUAGCACUAAAAUGCCAUACUACAAAUCUUAGAAUAAAACACAAUACUAGAGUGUUCUGUCUUUUAAAUUUUGUGGUUCUAUUAUUAAUUGUGUACUGCUGAGAAACUACAUAAUUUUAGUUAGCAUAGUGUCUGGGUCCUUGUUCUAACUGCAAUCUGAAUGUGUCAUCUAUUAUGUUGUGGGCAUUCAUUGACAAUACUGUUGGCCAGUGACUCUUAACGAAAAGAAACACAUCCACACCGAAACGGUUUCAUUUCUGCAGGGAAGUGUGCGAACGGUGGAUUGUUGCACACAAUGUGAUCUGGCCGCAGCAGUGUGGGCACCAGGGUUGAUGGCAGAGAUCUCGACGUCAAACAUCUUUGGAUGCAGUAUUGUCAGUAUAUGCAGCCAUUUAAUAAAAUAAAUGUACUAAAAAAAUUAGUUAUACAGCUUGUGUUCAGCAAGUUUACCUCCCAUGUAUUGAUUUGUGUACGUGCCUUCCAUUCUGGGGCUGAAGUGAGGGGAGGGGAUUUUAAUUCAAGAUGUGUAUACAUGAACAGAAAUUGACAUUUGAAUUGCAAAAGUAAAGUCCUAUGCAAAACAAA
Molecule: messenger RNA, 5565 nt
Organism: Hypanus sabinus (Atlantic stingray)
Lineage: Eukaryota; Metazoa; Chordata; Chondrichthyes; Myliobatiformes; Dasyatidae
Gene: tp53inp2b
Product: tumor protein p53-inducible nuclear protein 1
Exons: 5
Coding region: 977-1678 (233 amino acids)
Biological process (GO): autophagosome assembly; positive regulation of DNA-templated transcription
Cellular component (GO): nucleus; autophagosome
Source: RefSeq, a predicted model, not a curated record